AUAAUAACACUAUCAGAUUUGGAAUGUGACUAUAUUAAUGCAAGAUCUUGCUGUUCAAAACUAAAUAAAUGGGUGGUCCCAGAAUUGAUUGGCCAUACUAUUGUCACUGUAUUAAUGCUUAUUUCAUUGCACUGGUUCAUCUUCCUCCUUAAUUUGCCGGUAGCAACCUGGAAUAUAUAUAGGUUCAUUAUGGUGCCAAGCGGGAACCUGGGGGUGUUUGACCCCACAGAGAUCCAUAAUCGGGGGCAAUUGAAAUCACACAUGAAGGAAGCCAUGAUUAAGCUAGGCUUUCACCUGCUUUGUUUCUUCAUGUACCUUUACAGUAUGAUCUUGGCUUUGAUAAAUGACUGAAGUUGAAAAGGAACUGGUUAGUUGCCAAAUUUUGAACCAUCCGAAUCACUCCAGUGAACAGUUGUGGAGCCAGAGACACUUUCGAACAUACCUGGACCGGUGUCAUCAUGCAGUAUAUUUUUUCCUCUUUGAACAAGAAAUAUUUUUGCUGUAUUUUUAACAUAAAAUAUUUUAAAAACCAUGA
Messenger RNA from Trachemys scripta elegans, 535 nucleotides. RefSeq names its product cornichon family AMPA receptor auxiliary protein 4 (gene CNIH4). Gene Ontology annotation, cellular component: COPII-coated ER to Golgi transport vesicle; endoplasmic reticulum membrane. The record is from RefSeq and is a predicted model, not a curated record. Gene Ontology annotation, biological process: endoplasmic reticulum to Golgi vesicle-mediated transport. Lineage: Eukaryota; Metazoa; Chordata; Testudines; Emydidae.